UUGCCACAAUCCCACUGAGUAUACCAUGUAAAAAAUAAUAUAGUGAAAUAUAUGUCUAAGUUUACAUCUGAGGGUAGCUCCUUAUAUGGCUUAUUUUAACAUGAGUUGGUCGUGGCUAGAGAAUUUAUUUAUUGAAGCCGACAGGAAAAUAAUUGGGUUUUCUUACUGGGUCGGUCCUGUUUCCUCUGCUAUCUUUUGCUUACGAAGAGUAGAUUUCUAUAUUUGAAAUAAUAGUAAGUGGAAGUUCCAGUUUUCAUCAGUCUUCAUCGCAAAUCAACACUUCCACACUUCUAAUUGAUUUUCGUUGUUUACAUAUAAAAGAAAAAUAGCUAAAAAAGUAUAUACAACUUUCAAGCUCCUGUUCACUUCUUAUUGUUGACUUCUUUCAUAAAAUUUACUCGACGUAUUUUCUGUUUUGAAGAUUCCAUGUUAUGUUUGGGCCGCCAUCGCAGCAGAAUCAAAAUUGGGCGCCACAAUUUCGACCCCGUCCUCCCGCUCAAAAUAGCCACAUUUUACCCAACGCUUUUCCAGGAACUGUGGGUCACGCUUUAGGUCAGAACCCCCCUCAGAAUUCGCAACAUCACAACCCAUAUCAGUAUAGUCAGCAACAGUCUAGUGGUUUUAACCAGUAUCAAGUAAGACAGCCGAACUCAAAUAUGCAAACAGCUGCUAAUCAGUUUGUCCAGUUUCCUAUAGGCAGCCAAUUUGUAAGCAAUCAGUUUCAAAACGUUUCUGCUAAUUCAUUUUCGGCUAGCCAGGCGCAAUUUGGACGUCAACAUGUUUCUGCGCAAAAUGGAGGUUUUAGUGUCAGUGCCAGCAGUAAUGUUAGUCUUGGCAACAACAUGCAUCAACCCUUACCUUAUCAAACAUAUCAGAGUUACCCUGAAAAAUCAUCCUUCGCACCAAAUAGUGUAUACAGCGCUCAACCUGGAAUGCUAUCAGGUCAACAACAGUCUGGCAAUGUGAUCAAUGUACAGCAACAACAGCAGUUGGCGGUCGGAUACCCGUCAUGGACAAGACAGUUGAACAGACUACCUCCGAUAUACAGAGAUGUACUGAGAUACGCAGCUGUGCCUGAUGGUCAGCACCUUGACACUCCCAAACUGUACACUGUGUUGAUGACGUCACAAUUGUCGAAGCCAGCACUGGGUCAUUUGUGGUCUCUGGUCAACAAGGAGACAGUGGGAGUACUCAAUCUACAAGAGAGUGUGAUGCUGCUAGCACUAGUAGCACUUGUGCAGAACAAUAAAAUCAGUCUAGCUGGCCUGAACAACAUAUCAUUUCUACAUCAGCUGCAGUUGGAUCCCGCGUUCCCAAAUCCAAAUCUCUCUAUUCCUCCAACACUAAAAGACAACUUCACAGCUCACGUCCAAAAUGUAAUCAAGCAGAAAACUCCGAAUACUUUGCAAACUCAAUCAUUUGAAGGUUCAUCAAUUUCAAUGCAGCAAAAUUCGGUUCAGGUUCGUCGUGGAGUAGAAUCAAAGAGUGAAGCUUCCGGAGGUUGGGCUGGUUUCGCGAGUGAACCUAAUAAUGACGAAGGUUUCAGUUCGACGGACGGAAGAUCAGAGCAUUCACAUAAUUGUUCUUGCAUGGAGUCUUCGUGUGAUGAUGAUGGUGGCGGUGUUCCACGAGGUACUGUUGGGGCAGAGGGUGAUGAAUUGGAGGAGGAUGGAGGAGUGGUCUACAUAGCAGAAGAUAUUCUGUACUCAGGCUCAGAAGACUGCUCGGCCGCCGACUCAUAUCAGUCAAGUUCCUGUUCAAGUCCUGCACAAUUAGCAUCAAACAACAACAGUCCGAAACACACAUUCACAACAGGUCCACAAACACAACAUACAUCUAUCGGUCAACAACAACAACAGACUAAUACUUACCCAGUGCAUAACAGCAUACACAAACAUCAAACCCAGCAGCAAUCAAUACCACGCAGUACUGCACCGACGCUGAACAACAUGUCUGUUAAACAAACGUUGCAAUGGGGUGGUGGUGGUUCUUCGAAGUCAUCUGUUCAAAAUUAUGGGCACCAUGCAGAGCAAAAAGCCAAUGAUGGUCAACAAAAAAUUAAUGUUUCAAACGCUACGGCCGCAUUGACCACUGCUUCUUCAAAAGGAAAAGGUCAAAUUGAUGCAUUUCCGAAUCCAACGGGAGACGAGUUCGGAGAUUUCGCCGAUUUUGAAACUGCAAUGGCUGAACCAAUUACCGCGAACCUGAGCAGUGGCCCUGUCUCUGGAGAUGAUUCUUCUCCGACAGUUUCUAUAAAACCAAUUGUUAGUUUAUCUGGAAUGGCUAAGCCAGCUUCACCGGCUAUACCGGUGAUAGAUUUGAAAAAUAUUAUGGGCGCUAGCAGUCCUCGAAAUAGAACAAUUUCUUCAAGUUCAACGCUAAGCUCGCAAUCAAUCAAAAUACCAUCACUAUCAAGCCCGAAACUGGUUUCGCCCUGGGUUACAUUGCCAAUUAAUGUCAUUAAAGCGGAGCAAAUUAGGUCGAACCAUUCAAAUGAUUAUGAAAGUAAAGAAAAUAAAGAUUCGUGGUUUCAAAAGUUCCAGCAAAUCGAGCCAGAGAGGAAAAGAAGCGAAGGCGUUGAUGAUGAUUUCGACGAUUUCCAGGAUUUCACCGAAGCGCCGAGUUUGAAUCUUGAAACGAAUAGUUCUGGCCCUGAAAAAAAUAUAAAGAAGCCCUCAUAUGAUAACCAACCGGAAGUACAUAAAGGCAAACCAAUAGAAUCAGAAAGUAAAAACAGUACCAAUGAUACUGCUGAUAAAUAUGCAGUGUUUAGAGAUAUGUUAGUGGCAGAAACUAGUGAAAAGGCUUUGAUAGUUUCGACUGACGAACCAAAAGAUGUCACACCGGAAGUGGCUGAGAAAGAAAUACUCUCAACAAAUGGGAUGUUAGAUAUCGAAGACAAGUCACAAGAAAACAUAAACGAUGAUUUUGCAGAUUUCAAAUCUUUUCCGAAUUCUACCAAUAAAGCAAUAAGUUUGAAAUCAGAGACAGUUUCGCAUAGCGUUUCAUUGCAGAUGCAUGAAACCAACAUUUCGCCGGCAUUUCAGCCAUUUGAAUCGUUUAAUGCACCACAAGCUCUUGAUUCGUCUGAUUGGGCUAAUUUUGAGUCGUCAGUUGAGAGCAAAAAUACACCAGAGGUUUCUUUGAACUUCGAAAAGGAGGUCACAAUGUCAGAAAAUCGCCCAGGACUGGAAGCAAUACAAGGUUCUCAAAAAGUAGAAAAUGAUGAUAUUUUUAUGGCAGAUAACGUUGCUAAUUUAGAUAAUUCAAAUCGAUUAGAUUUCAAUCAAGAAAAAGAAACGAAUUCAGAUGAAUACCAAACUGAAAUAGAUCAGAAGGAAUCCACCGCAGUUCACGAAACAGAAGCAGCUGUGAGCGAAAAUGGUAUUGAUGCUGAGAAUGAACCAAAAAAGGUUGAAGACGACUGGGCUGAUUUUGAUUCGUUCACUCCUCGUUCCGAUGAAAAGCGAGGAUCGACAGUCGAGAAAACAACCAAUGAUCAUUCAGAAAAAAUCGAAUCAGCUGAAUUUGAAGAGAAACUUGCGGCUGAAAAUGACGAAUGGACUGAAUUUGGAUCCGAUUCGGCUAAUGAGGCUGGCCGUCCAGAUGUGUCUGGAUUGAUUUGGGCGAAACAGCAAGUGUCGGCGGACGGUCUAUAUGACAGGAUCAAGCAGACGAUUUUAGCCGAAGACGUGAAGAGGCCCAAAAUUAGACCGAAAUCAGCGGAAAUGACUCAAAAAGUUGAAUCGAAAACUAACUUCAGCUCAGAUAGUUCUCAAAAUGGUCCACUUGGAAGUAAAAAGAACUCAGAUGCUGCCGUCAAGAAUGACAAGCAACAGGGUGGGACAUUAGCAACAGAAAGAUACAUCAGCCUCAACGAAGAUUUCGUGGAAAAUUUCGAACUACCAAAGGAAUUCAGCGAUGGUACACGACAGAAAAAAGUGUGGGAACAAUUACUUACGCAGUGUGAAACAGUUUUGAAAACGGCAUUUGAAACAAUCGAAGAAACAUCAAGAGGAAGCUCAAGUUUGAAAGAUGAAGUACUCAAUAGCAACGAAUGGAUGGCGUUUUGCACUGGGGCUUGUUUGGUGUACGGCGUGUCAUUAAAAGUGAAGAGAUCAUUUGAGUCUUUCAAACUAUACGAUGAGAGCCUGAAGGAAUUGAUAAGGGCAAUUGAAGAAAGAUGGGUUCAAAUACAGCAAUAUAUUCCCGAGGAGGUAUCUAAAUCCAGCAUGUUCGUAGCGAGUACAUCAGAAUGCGAACUACCACCAGUGGCCCAAUUUGGAGCGGAGGCUUGUGGAGUCUGCCUACUGCAAAUAGACGAUCCAUCCAAACCACAACAACAGCCGAGUAGUCACAACACAAACCACCUCAAACACAGUGACGAGAGGUCACGACCUUUCAACGACAACAACCCUUCCCUUCACUGCAUAUCAUUCGGAGGUCGAAUAUAUCACGCACCCUGUGCUAAUCUGUGGGUCAACAAGGUAGACUUAGUGCUACCCUCUCUUCUACUGGUCGACGUGUUAUGAAGAGAAUUUUUGGAAUUUAAAGUCAGCGAUAAACGAUAGUUUAUUUUGAUCCUCGAAACUCUGCUGAACUUUGAAAUAUAUUUUUGGUUAUGGUCUGUUUGGUGCUUUCGUUUGUUUUUAAGUAAGUUUCAGUUCCGCGUUGACAACAUUUAAUGAGCCUUAACGCAAAUCACCCUUUUUGAUGAAUUGUUUUCUAGGCAUAUAUUUUUGAAAGGUACGAGUGAGGUGGCGGCAAUUGUUUUUAAAAAUAAAGUGAAACUAUUUGAUAGUUCAUUUGAAAUUUAUAUUUAUAAGCAAUUUAUAUGAAGCUAUUUUCAUUUCUAUGAAGCUCUUUCAAUGUCUAGAAAAUUGAAUAUAAUUUGGCUAGAUUGUAA
Molecule: messenger RNA, 4906 nt
Organism: Symsagittifera roscoffensis
Lineage: Eukaryota; Metazoa; Xenacoelomorpha; Acoela; Convolutidae
Product: synergin gamma-like
Exons: 9
Coding region: 432-4532 (1366 amino acids)
Cellular component (GO): clathrin coat of trans-Golgi network vesicle
Molecular function (GO): protein binding
Source: RefSeq, a predicted model, not a curated record